Molecule: messenger RNA, 771 nt
Organism: Aspergillus bombycis
Lineage: Eukaryota; Fungi; Ascomycota; Eurotiomycetes; Eurotiales; Aspergillaceae
Product: lipase
Exons: 2
Coding region: 1-771 (256 amino acids)
Source: RefSeq, a predicted model, not a curated record
AUGGGUGUUCCACCAACGACCAAGGCUCUUGCAUAUCAAGAAUCUGACAGUCGAGAGCACAGCGACUUCUCAGAUCACACCGGCCUGCCAGCUUCGACAAUACUUCUCUCAUCCUUUGUCGAUCCCGCGGGUGGGUCAAACGCUGCUGGGGAGACGGAGACCGGCUUUCCUCUGGUCCAUUACCUGUUCCUAGAUCAUGAAUCGAAGGCCGUUGUCCUGACGCUUAGGGGAACAUGGGGCUUCGAAGAUAUCCUCACAGAUAUGACCUGUGAUUAUGAUGACCUGGAAUGGCAAGGAAAGAGCUGGAAAGUUCAUAAGGUGGCUUUCAAGAGUGAUGUUUCAGGAACCAAGUCGCACGUACAAGGCCGUGUUUGGAAUAGCUUGCGGCAGAGUAUCGUUAAUAAGUUCUACGUCAACGAGCCGCCUAUAGUCCAGCAUGCUGGUGACGGUAUUGGCGAAGACGCUUGGGCAUGGAAGACUCUCAAAAUGCUUAGAGAGGAAAUGCUCGCGCCUAAGCUGAUGCCCCCGGGAGAGGUAUUCGUGGUUGAGACCAUGCGCGUCCUACAGCGGGACGCUUUCACGUCUGGUAUGGGUGAUGAUGGCCACCCGCGGCUGGGUCGUCCUGCAACGAGAGUCCAGCUCAAGUUUAUUCGAGACGUCGAAUCAGUCUUUGGAGAAAUGAGAUUCGGAUCAGGGAUGUUCAGUGACCACAAUCCUGCACGUUAUGAAGCAAGCCUCGCGGCGCUCUCGCGUGGAAUUUUAGAUGACUGA